This is a messenger RNA of Saitoella complicata NRRL Y-17804, 418 nucleotides long. Its product is annotated as like-Sm ribonucleo protein. The record is from RefSeq and is a predicted model, not a curated record. NCBI's taxonomy places the organism in Eukaryota, Fungi, Ascomycota, Saitoellomycetes, Saitoellales, Saitoellaceae. The transcript is spliced from 4 exons. Gene Ontology annotation, cellular component: U4/U6 x U5 tri-snRNP complex; catalytic step 2 spliceosome; precatalytic spliceosome. Gene Ontology annotation, molecular function: RNA binding. Gene Ontology annotation, biological process: P-body assembly; mRNA splicing, via spliceosome. Bases 1 to 291 code for a protein of 96 amino acids.
AUGGCAGAAUCAAGAAGUGCGGUGAACGAGCCCCUGGACCUCGUCCGUCUCUCGUUGGACGAGAAGGUUUACGUCAAGUUGCGCGGUGACAGAGAGUUGAGAGGGAGACUACACGCUUACGACGGACACAUGAACCUUGUCCUCAGUGACGUUGACGAGACGAUCACCGUGGUCGACACGGAUGUUGAUGCUGGGAUGGAUGAUGCUAUCAGGACUGUGAAGAAGCGAUCUGAGAUGUUGUUCGUGCGCGGAGACAGUGUCAUCAUGAUUAGCCCACCAAAGGCUCAGUAAGGAGCGAGUGAGGUUCAGACGGUGUACGCUGGCAGACGAAACGAACUACGGAACGUGUACGAGUACGCGAAGAGCGAUUGUUGCUCUAGAUACCAUCGCGUAAGGAGGGAAGGAAGUACGUGCAAGC